UUUUUGAUUUUCAAAAGGAUUAAUAUAUUUUUUCAUUUUACAAAUCCAUAUGCCAUUCAAUAAGUACGAACGUUGCGCACUUAAAUCAUUUUGAAAUUCGCGCCCUUAUCAACAGCUAACGAUCGUCGUUUGUUUUCUCGUUUCGAUAUCGACAAAUAGAUGAAUCGUUUAAUUUCUUGAUAAUUGUUUAGUAUAUCCACAUGCGUGCAAAUGCGUACGUCUGUUAACGCGUUCGUUCGUUGUUAUUGUGAGAAGAGUUUGAAUUCUGAUUGGCGUCUCUACAAAAUGAAAAACGUGCGAUAAACCAUUGAUUGAUGUAUAAUAAACUGAUAGUGACGAGUUUUCCGAGAGAAUGAUCGUUGAAGACAAUUCAAGAUUGCAUCAAUGUGUAACUAUGUUAUAAUCAAAUGUCCAGGAAAUUUUUAAACGUACUCGAGGAGUUCGGUCGAAUUUUUUUUUCUUUCUUUUUUUUUUUUUUUUUUAUUUUUUUCAUGGCGAAUCUUCAUACAAACAGGGGUGAAAUAUAUGAUCUGGCAUUGCAUAGCAUUUUUCACGACGAAAACUCCAUCGGCAUUAUUUUCCCUACCUUCUUUACUGCCGCUUCAUCCGUUCGUUUAUUAUGGAGAUGUUUCAGAUUCUUGGCACGUUCUUCUCAACAAGCACUCGUGCGUCUUGCAAGUUUACCAUCAAAUUGGAAUCGGCAGGAACACAAAAGAGGAGAAGUAGGUAAAGGAUCGUGUAAGACAGAUAGUGGAGAGUGGUCCUCGUGUUAACGUGGACUCUCUGAAGAGAGGAAAGGAAGAGCUUCUCGAGUACCUCUGUCGUGAAGUAGAGAAACCGUUCGAGUCAGGACAAGAGAGUCUGCCUAAUUUUCGAGUUAUUGUCUUUGGUGCAAACAACAAAAUCAACAAUGUGAAAGUUAAAGUGAAAGUUAAAGGAAACAUUGAUCUGCCAUACGAAAUGAAAAAAAGUAAAUUAUUCAUGAAGAAUAGAAAGAAAGAUAGAUAGACGGAAAAGGGAGACAAUUCACACAUUCGUUUAGAACGCGAAAUGGUCAAAAUAUUUUCCACGAGCUGGACGCCAAUAAGGGAACUAACGGAGCAUCAAUAACACGAAUAGCAGAAAAUGAAUAGACGAAUAAACGAAAAGAAUGAGAUAUCGAAUAAGCUUGUCGUUCGGCUAUCAAGGAGAAAAGAAAGAAACGGAACGACGUUUGAGGACGAAGUACGAACUUUGGCAGGAGCGCAAACUCGUUUUGAGGAGAGGACUCGCAGAGGGCGGCGGAGUUGUGUUGGGAGGGAGGAAGAAGCAGAGCCGGCUGGAAGGGCAGGCAGAGGUACGGUGGGGUGGGGAGAUCGUCAGGAUUGGCUUUUCAGGAACGUGAAACUCAGUAGUACGCUACCACCCACGCACGUAGUACGCACGUAGUUCGUUCCACGUGUUUCUCUUCCAUCGAAAGAUCAUAGUCAUAGGUGUAUCGACGUGUUGUCGAUCCGUUGACAUUGUGUAUUCUCGACAGUGUCAAGGACACGUGAAAGAGAGACAAAGAGAAAGAGAAAGAAAGAAAGGAAAAGAGAAAGAGAGAAAGAUCACAGAGAGAGAGAGAGAGAGAGAGAGAGAGAGAGAGAGAGAGAGAGGAGAGAGAGAGAGAGAGAGAGAGAGAGAGAGAGAGAGCGGGCAACCAGUUUGAGAAAAAUCCGUCUACGAAGAAAAAACAAUAGAAAGUUUUAAUUUUAAUAGAAAAAUCAAAGUAAGAUUAACAAUUGAAUAAGAAAGAUCGAUGAAAUUUAUAAUAAUAGAUUCGAUUAGUUUGAUUAAAUGUAUUUAGAAUCAAUCAAUCGGAUUAGAUUUAUUCCAUUAAUAUUAAAAAGAUAUAGAUUUAUUGGAUAUGUAUUAGAAUCUUGGAUAUUUAUUUUAAUUGUAAAUAUUUAUCAUUAAUGUCGGGCGAGAAUUCGGUGAUUUAACGAAAGAAAAAUAAGAUAAUUCGAUCCGGUCAAUCACGUGAAUUGUUUUUGAUAAGAGAUCGAGGGAAGUUGCGGGAAUAGUUUUUCUACUUUUGUUUUUCUAUUCUUUCAUUUUGUUGGUGGUUGUGCUGAGGAACGGGGAGGGGGCGGGGAAAGGAAGAUAAAGACUAGGAAAGCCGCCGGCAUGUAUCUUAAAUCGUUCGGAGAUGGUGCGUCUCGAUAGGAUCGAGAUAAAGGAGAUGAAUCGGGGUACUUCUGGAUCCCGAUACGAGUCCGAAGUAUUCCUUUGUCAUGCCGAAGUUUAAGAUGAAGAUACUACGUUGGAUUGUCGACUCGAAGAACGACAGUUACGAUCGUCGAUCUAAAAGAAAAAACAUUUGUCGAUCUUAAAGGAUCUUCCGGGGACAACAUCGUGGGAACGAACUUAAUACGUGUUGCUAUUAUCGAUCCACACAACAAUCAUGUCGAUGACUAACACUCAUGGCGACGAAUUGAGUCCAACUCGACAGCCGAGACAGAGUAGAAUUCAUAGCGUCGGAUUACCAACACGAGCAUCUCUACUUCCGGAGCCACCACCCAACGAAAAUAAUGUGCCACCACCUAUUCCACGUCGCCAUUCAGCCACACCAACGGUAGCACCACCACCAAUACCAUUACGUCCACCGGCAAUACCAAAAAGAUCCAAAAACGAGAAACCAAUUCCAAUUAAAAAGAUUAAUGGUAACAGGCAACAAGAUGAUUCAUCAACGAAUCAACGAAUUAAUAAUGAUCCAACGUCGUCAUCAUCUUUGUCAUCGUCACCGACAACGGCUCGUCAUCUUGGUACUCCUACUUGGAAUCAGACGGUAACGAUCGAUGAGAAAUUGAUAGACCUUGGACCAUUUAGAACGCAUACUCAACCGUCCACCGAGGAUUUCUCUUUGGCUUUUGAAUCGAAGGACGUGGUCAGCACCAAUGAGAACGGUUUCAUUGCUAACUUCGGCAAAGUCAAUUUCCCGGAUGAGGAAAAGCUUGAGAAUCGAAAAUCUAGCCUCGAUGAACUUCGAAAGGCUUCGCGAGAUCUUGAGAAGAACCUUCACGAAAGGACUCUCAAGAACAACGAAACUAAGUUCGAUGAUAUAUUAGGUGAUAGAGAAGAGAAUAGACAACGACAAAAUAUCCCUUCUCAAAAUGACAGACAAGAACACCCAAGAGGAAAGUUCAGGAAAGAAGAGAAAAGCAUCGAGGAUAGCAUAGAGGAGGAAGUAUUGGAGGGAAUAUCCGAAGAAGAAAUGUCUGAGUCUCCUUCUAGAGACACUUUUCAGGAGGAACGAAAGUUCGUAGGACUGGUUAGAUCGUAUAGAGAAGAAGAGAAAAGAUCUAAGUUUGAGGAACUUCAAGCAGCCUCGAAGAAUCUCGAACGACGUCUUCAGAGUAAAAACGAGGAGGAUGAUCAACGUCGUUAUAGGGAUAUGGAGAGACGUUUGAACAAAGAUAGGUCAAUAUCUAGAUACGAAGAUCUUCCAAGGGUAUCACAAGAAUUAGAAAGACGAAUAUUGUCCGAUCAAAGAUCUAUCGUCGAUCAAUCGACGCGUGGAAAAUAUGAGACCGAUAUGGAAAGGGCCAGGAACAUGUUACAACAUAAUUCGAGAAAGGAAAGAUCUGGUAUCGAGAAAUUAGAAAAAUUACCUAAGGCAACGCAAACGAAUCUACCUCCGCCUCUUAGUAGUACGAUUUGUCAAAAUUACGUGCCAAAACCAAUCAGUGUCAGACAGGAUAGCAACGUUUCAUCCGAUAGUUUUAGUCAAACCAGUUCACCAAGUUACACAAACAAAACUAUGGAAGCACCCUUGCUUCCACAUAAAUAUGGAAAAGUGCCAGAUAGAGCUUUGGUUCAUGAACCUGAAAAUUCAUCGGGUAGGCCAAUAACAAAAUCUACAAGUACACCGGCUAGUCUACAAACGAUCGUUAGAACUCAUGGUAGCAACAGUACAUCUUUGCAUCAUAAGAUAAUCAAGGAUAUGGCUAAUCGUCAUUACGUAACAAGAGGAAGAUUCAAAUACGUGCAAUUAUUGGCCAAUAUUGUUGCCCUUUUAGCUAUUGUUGCUGGAUUGAAUGCAUAUUAUAAAACGUAUCCUGAAACUGCCAUAAGAUUCGAGAAUAGAACGGAAUAUACGAGAGCCAUUACGGUAACCGAACCAACGCGUUCGAUAAUACAGGAAGAAGAAGAAGAGAAAAAUCCUGCACCGGGUGUCUGUUUACCGGUGAUAGUCAACUUUUGUCAAUAUCACAAGGUUCCUUACAACUUCACGGUCUUUCCAAAUUUUAUGGGUAACUUCGGUCAACGGGACGCUCAACAAGAAUUGCAAUUAUACAAGUCCGUCGUAGAUGUUAGGUGUUACGAAUUGGCAGCUUUAUUUCUAUGUAGUAUCUUCGUACCGAAGUGUGGAUCUCGUGGUCAUUUGGUCCGACCUUGUCGUAGUCUCUGUUCUGAAACUAAAAGGCGUUGUGGUUUCUUUCUCGAAGUCUUUAGCUUGGCACUACCGGAUUAUCUCGAAUGUGAUCUAUUUCCGGAAAAUGAUAAUCCAGAUGUCUGCGUGGGCCAUUUUGAAGUGAUAGAAACAAACGCGAGAGCUCAGAAACCGGUAUGCACCAGUGGUUUCCAAUGCGACGACAACCGAUGUAUACCGGUUGAUUGGCGAUGCGACGGUCAUCUGGAUUGCGCCGAUCAUAGCGACGAGAUCGGGUGCGGCGAGUGUGGUUCCGUUUCCUUGUCAAAGUUUAAUAAUAGUAACAAAGGAGAUAAAAGGAAAUUUACUCUGUCGAAGAGUACUCAAUCAAAGGCUACUUUACAUUGCGGCGAAAGGAGAUGCAUGUCAGCUAGUCAUAUUUGCGAUGGAGUUAUGGAUUGUCCUUGGGGACAGGACGAACGUUAUUGCUUAAAACUGAGCCAAAAAAAUGGUGACAUUGGUAAAGGACUUCUUGAAGUUUAUCACGCAGAAAUGGGUAAAUUUAUGCCAGCUUGUAUACCACCAAAGAUGCACGUCACCGCACAAGCUAUUUGUUCCCUUCUAGGCUACACUGUCGCUCUUUCAUCGGAUUUUUCUAACAAAGAUGGUAACCUGACUAUGAUUCAAGCCUUCAAUGAAUCGAAUCAGUAUCGGAGAUUAACACCAAAGCGAAGUUUAUUGAAAAAAUUUCAAGCGUGUGUAAAAGAGGAUGAGGAUUAUCCGACAGUAAAACUCACUUGUUCCGAAUACGCAUGUGGAAGGAGGUUCCCGCUUUAUGGUAAUUCAAAUGUUAAAACAAGAAUCGUCGGUGGCGUAGAAGCAUCACCAGGUGAUUGGCCCUUUUUAGCAGCACUUUUGGGUGGACCCGAACAAAUUUUUUAUUGCGCUGGUGUACUCAUUUCCGAUCAAUGGGUUUUAACCGCAUCACAUUGCGUCGGAAAAAAAAAUAUUUACAGUCUUUCGGAUGUAUCCGGUUGGACAAUUCAAUUGGGUAUUACCAGAAGACACAGUCACACAUAUCUUGGACAGAAAUUAAAGAUCAAAAGGGUUAUUCGUCAUCCUGAUUAUAGUUUAGGUGUCGUUCAUGAUAACGACGUUGCUUUGUGUCAGCUUGAAAAACGUGUUCAAUUUCAUGAACAUUUGAGACCAGUAUGCCUACCUAAUGCUACAACCAAUCUUGCUCCUGCGACACUGUGCACAGUAAUUGGUUGGGGUAAGAAGAACGACACACAGGAAGCUGAAUACGAACCGGCUGUAAAUGAGGUACAAGUUCCUGUUUUAAACAGACAGGUUUGUAAUAUGUGGUUGGCUUACAAGGAAUUGAAUGUAACAGACGGUAUGAUAUGCGCUGGUUAUCCAGAUGGUGGGAAGGAUGCUUGUCAGGGCGAUUCUGGAGGGCCUCUGUUAUGUCAAGACAAAGAUGACAAAGAGAAAUGGUUCGUGGGUGGAAUCGUAAGUUGGGGUAUAGAUUGUGCCCGGCCAAAGUUACCGGGUGUUUAUGCCUAUGUACCAAAAUACGUCCCAUGGAUUCGAAAUGAAAUGGCCAAGUAUUCUGAAAAGGACGAGCCAUAAUGAAAGCAGUUCUUUCAGACAUAAUUGAAAUAUUAUUCGAAAAAGGGAAGGUAUUUCUUUUUGAAGAACGUAUCUUAUAAUAAGUUCUUUAAAACAGUUCAGGAAAAACAAAUGGAGAAAUAUUAAAUAUAUAUCUUGGAAUAGCAAGAUGAUAAUGAGACAAUAAUCAUGGGGAAAAAAAAAAAAAAAAAAAAAAAAAAGAAAAAUAUUUAUAUACCCGGAGUUUGAAUUGUAAACAAAUAUUUUCUGCAAAUUUUAACGACCCCUUUCUGAUUAAUAUAUGGUCGUUAAUAUUUUAACGUUAAUUAAUUUUGGAGAGAAAAAAAAAGUUACGGGACGUCGUUUUUUUUUAAUUAAAUCAUACGCCUAAAAAGGAUUUACAAAAAUUCAAAGUGAAUAUAUUUUAUACGUUAUAUCAAGAUUAGAAUACUGCUGCUUUUUUUUUCUUCUUUUUUUUUUUUUUUAUAUGUUUCGAAGCAUUAACGUAAAACCUAUACGACAAUCGUUUUCGAGCUUCUUUCCUACAGGAUAUUUUCAUAAACUAUAAUAUUGAAGGAAUUGUGGACUAUGUUUUAAUAAAAAAAAUCCUGUUCAAUUUGUAGAUUUCUCUCUUUGUGGAGUCACAGUGUAUCCAUUUUUUACAGACGUUUUAAGAUUGUUAUACGAGAUAUUGUCCGUAAUUUAAGGGGGGUAUAAAAGUUAUGGGAAAUAAAAAUUAGAAUUGUGCAAGUGAAUAUAUCUGAUUCAAUUGGAUGCUAGUGAUGAUGAUGAUGACGAUGAUAAUGAUAAUGAUAAUGAUAAUGAUAAUAAUGAUGAUGAUGAGAAGACUAUGAUUUUGAGAAUGGAAGAGUGUUCCUCGAAACGAGAGUGUCGUUUAAGAGAGAGAGAGAGAGAGAGAGAGAAAGAAAAGAAAGAAAUGGCAAUUUUAGAUUACAAAGAAAAAAAACGAAAAAAAAAAAGAAAAAAAAAAGAAAAAGGAAAAAAAAAAAAAAAUAUUUCAAUUAGAACGAAGAAAAAUGAAAUAAUUGGAAACAUAGUAGUGUUUAUAGAUUUUCUCGUAUAGUGAAACUAUAUUAAGCUUAUUGCGUGAAUGCGAUUGACCCUUCUCCCAUAAAGUUGAAGUUCAGAUAAUGAGAGUAAAACGCGUUGCCAUUUUUUUAGAAAAAAAAGAAAGAAAAAAAAAAAAAAAAAAAAGAAAAAAGAAUAAAAAAAAAAUCAAUAUGAUAUAUAAAAGUUUAAUCGAUGCGUAAAAAUGUACCUUUGGUAUUGAGAAAUGAGAUUAGUAAGAUUAAUGAAGAAAAUUAAAAAUAUAUUCGCGCAUCUAAUGCGCCUAAAAACAUUUUUUAACGCUAUCACCAACUUUUAACGUGCCAGGUUGUAUUAUAGACCACCAAGUGGUCAAAAUCAAUCCUUUAUAGAAUGCGCGUGUGUGCGCGCGUGCGCGCCCGAGCGCGCGCGCUUUUAAAGGGACGUCAAUAUUUAUUUGAUAUUUUUCUUCUAUCUUUUUUUAAUCUUUUUUCUUUUUUUUUUUGUAUAUGUGUAUUUAUAUAUAUUUCUUAUUUUUUUUUAUUUUUUUUUUUUUUUUUAUUAAAACAUUGCCAAUGAUCAUUCUUUUCAACGAAGAUUGACAAACGUAAUCGAUUAUUAAAGAAGAAAGAUUGGAAAAAAUUGAUAAUGACUACCUGUGUGUGUAUGUGUGUGCGUGCGUGUGCGUGUGUGUGUGUGUGUGUGUGUGUGUGUGUGUGCGUGUGUGUGACAUAAAAGAAAAAAAGAAAAAGAAAAAAACUGUACUUUUAUAUAAAAGUAUUUUUAAUGGUUAACACACAAUGCAAGUAGAGUAUCUAUCGUAUAAUUGCAUAAAAUGCAGUAUAGUAUUAAAAAAAAAAUAAAAUAAA
Vespa velutina is the source of this 7920-nucleotide messenger RNA. RefSeq lists its product as uncharacterized. The record is from RefSeq and is a predicted model, not a curated record. NCBI's taxonomy places the organism in Eukaryota, Metazoa, Arthropoda, Insecta, Hymenoptera, Vespidae. The transcript has 24 exons. Gene Ontology annotation, molecular function: serine-type endopeptidase activity; protein binding. Gene Ontology annotation, biological process: proteolysis. The coding region runs from base 2426 to 6025 and encodes 1199 amino acids.